AUGUCAACUUAAGAUGAAUUGAAAAAGCUUAUGGAAGAAAAGAGAAGAUAAAAAAUUAAUUAAAUAGAAUUACCUAAAAAUGCUUAUUUGAUUGAUGGAAAAAUAAUUGUACUAUUUUAUUUAAAUUAUCAUUUAGUGUGUGGAAUGUGAAUAAAUCAAUGAGACUUUGAUAGAUUUCAAAAGACAUUUGAUUGGCUAAAAACAUAAAGAUGCUUUGUAAGUAUUGAAAAGAAAUGCCUAAAUAGAUGUAAAUAGAUUAGAGAAUGAAGCAUUUAGAGAAUAGAAUGUAGGAAAAUAAAAAUUAACCAGACAAUAAAUUGAACGAAUAAAUAAAGAAGUAGAUUUAGAAUUUGCUGAAAUAGAAUAAAUCACUUAUGAGAGAAAUAAUUAAAAUGAAUUACCUGAAGAUUUCUUUGAGUAAUUAUUCUUAUUAAUUUCAUUAGUAAAAUUGAAGUAGAAACAAAAAUCUAAUAAUAAAUGUAAGUUGAAUAAUAAAAGAAAAUAAAAGAUUAAAAUGAAUAAAUUGAUGAAGAUGUUGAUAUUUAAAAUGAGAAAUUGGAUAAUCAAAAAAGAAGAGAGAAGAUAUUAAAGAAUAAAAGUUUGAAAUAAAAGAAGGUAGAAUUUGAAUUUCAUGAUGAAGGAUCAUUAGAUUAAGAUUUUGUAUUGAAUUGGAAAUAAAAGAGUAACAAUUGA
Molecule: messenger RNA, 693 nt
Organism: Paramecium pentaurelia
Lineage: Eukaryota; Ciliophora; Oligohymenophorea; Peniculida; Parameciidae
Source: the annotation of a GenBank genome assembly